This is a messenger RNA of Magnusiomyces paraingens, 2493 nucleotides long. RefSeq lists its product as uncharacterized. The record is from RefSeq and is a predicted model, not a curated record. The coding region runs from base 1 to 2493 and encodes 830 amino acids. The transcript is spliced from 6 exons. Lineage: Eukaryota; Fungi; Ascomycota; Dipodascomycetes; Dipodascales; Dipodascaceae.
AUGGAUUUGUUUUAUCAACAUUUGUCUGAAGCUGAUCCCAAAGAUUUGGAUAUACCUCUUAACAUUUAUUUAUAUGACUUUCUGAAUGAACUUGAGAAAAAUGGUGGAGAUUCGUCGGAGAAACUCAGUGAAGAAAAUAUAUUGGAAGAUGAUGAUGAUGAUGAUGAAGAAGAAGAAGAUUUGACGGAGAAACACAGCGAAGAAAAUGUCUUGGAAGAUGAUGAAGAAGAAGAAGAAGAAAGAGAAGAAGAUUUCACAGAGAAACUUAGCGAAGAAAAUAUCCUGGAAGAUGAUAUACCGGAUUUUGAACAUCAAGAUUCAGACUUUUUAAAUCUUGACAAAAUUUUUAUUGAAGAUGAUGAGUUUUAUGACAACAUUGUUGAUGAAUACUUUAAACCACAAACAGUUUUUAUCGAAAGUGACUCAACUACUACUCUGGCCGAUUCUUCGGUAAAAACCAAGGCAAAAACUAUUGAAAGCACUCAAUCUAACUCUGAUAGCGAUACUUUCUUAAAUACAGAGUCUGAUCAAGCAGGUGAUAGCCAAAUUUCUGAGCUUUUAUCUUCAGUCAUUGAAAUGAUUGCUCUUCGAGAUAAAAGAUUGUCACAUGUUCCCAGACUUUCCAAUAAAAUGAAUUAUGCUUCUGAAAAAUGGAUUGGAGAGCCCAAACUUAGAGGUCUUCGUCGAGAACUUAUAUCAUAUGUUAAGAUUAAUGAAAGUUUAUCAGGUGGUAUUUCAGUAUUAAAAAUGCUUCGUACAUAUUUUGAGUCUCACAGCAAUGUUUCAUUAAACCAGGCCAUCAAAUUUGCUACAACAGUUUUAGAACAGCAAAAUUUGGAUCCUGAUUUUUAUAAAACAGUGUUUUCCAAGAUCAGGUAUAUAUGUCAUUUUACUUUUAAAUCUGGAAAAGUUAAUCCGAAUUCGGAGCCUAUCAUUGCGUACACAAAAUAUAAAGAUAAAGCCAAAGAAGCUGGAAUUAGGUAUACAAAGGCCAGUGCAUUAAAAGGAUUUCCAGAGCAUAAUAAUAGAGAAAAUCUCAAAGAACUUUUUCCCAAAGCUAAAUUUGUUGAAAGUGAUGGUGUAAAAAUGUUACGCCGUGGUGACUGGUCUACAGGAUUUGAAGUUGUUUAUUUUUGCAGCAAUAGAUGCAUGGCAUUUACGGGUUCUAGUAGUGAUUUGACAGAAUGUGCCCAAUGUGGGAAGGCUCGUGAUCCGAUGUAUAGAUAUUUUUACUUCUCACCUCGUGAAAAAGUCAGAGAUUUUUUUGAAAACACAGGCUUGUCUAGGGUCAUUAAGGAUGCCCACAAGCGACAAAAAAAUGAAGGAGAAGUAGAAGACUUUUUUGAUGGCCAACUUUAUAAGCUUCUUUCACAGAGAUGCAUUCAAAACGCUCAAUUAGGUGAAGAUUAUCAACAAAAAAUAUCUCUCAAAUAUUUUGAAAGUCCGUGGGAUUUAGCUUUUUUGAUAUCAUUUGAUACUCCACCGGUGAAAUCUGGCAACUCUUCUUAUAAUAUAGUUGUUGCUCGAUGCUUAAAUCUACCUCCUGAGGAGCGUAAUAAACCAUCAAAUACAAUAACUUUGAUGGCAUUUCCCUCUGGAAUUGAUCUAGCUGCUAAAAAAGAAAAAUCUGCAGUAAAAGAUUGGGAUUCAUUUUUUUUCCCAUUUAUUAAGGACAGUGCAUUAGCCAGCACACUAGGAUAUACGGUUUAUGAUGAGGACAUAGGGGUCAUGAAAACUGUAAGGCAUCAUUUUGUUUUAUCAGUUGCAGAUAUGCCGGCUAGCUAUGGCCCAGAUAUUUACAGUCCAUCAAAGUAUGCUUGGUCAGUAGGUUCGAGAAAGUUGCUGAAAAUUUUGCGCGAACCAAAGUCUGAGGAUGACAAAAUCAUACGUGAGAAGACAGUUGAAAAUAUCAAUAAGCUUAUCAUUGAAGAGAAAAUCUUUGAAUUGCUAUCAGGUGGAGCUUCAGGCAACAGAAGCAUCAGCAUCACAAUCAAAUUUUAUGAAAAAAUUAAUUUUUUUCAGAGGCAUUUGAAUGCUUUUAUUAAACAAUAUGCUCGUGUAAGAGAUAAAGACAAUUCAUCUUAUCAUGUUAUCAUUGACGAUAUUAUUGUAAUAGACUUUUUGGGAAGCGGGGUUUCGGGACAAUUUGUCUUGGUGAGAAGGUUUCUGCCGGGUGUUGUCGUACCCCGCGAUUACAGGAUGCAAUUUUUUAAUGACAGUAGCAAUAUCGGAUAUACGACAAUUGGCUAUUAUAUUGACAAGAAAGAAUUCAUCACCAACCCUGAAAGCUUUUUUGUGACUGAUAGCCAUUUGGUACUUGCAAGGGACAUCAUAUGUCCAGUUUGGUUGAUUAAUGAUGGCGAUCUUUCUAUAGUUGUUGAUCCAUCAUUUGUGGAGGAAUACCGGACAAAAGACGGUAAAGUUGUAAGGACUGAAGAGUAUGAUGAUGAAGAGGAUUAUAAUAAUGUGUGUAAACCAUAUAUGAACAUUUAA